AUGGAUGAUAUUGAAGGACUCUACAGAAAAAGAACCUCUAUAGAAAAGGAGAUGGAGGCGUUGCUAAACUUCCUCAACAGCAAAGAAUGCAAGAAGGUUGGUAUGACCGGCGCACUGAUAGACGAAGAGCAAUACCCGCGUGCCGACGUCGAUAUUUACGCGGUUAGAGAAGCAAGGCACCGCGUGCGUUGCCUGGAGAACGACCUCAGGAGUAUAGAGUCUCAAUUGCAAAGUGCCUUGGAAGAACUGCAUCAGAAAUGGCAAAAUUGA
This is a messenger RNA of Babesia bigemina, 270 nucleotides long. RefSeq lists its product as hypothetical. Gene Ontology annotation, biological process: proteasome regulatory particle assembly. The transcript has a single exon. NCBI's taxonomy places the organism in Eukaryota, Apicomplexa, Aconoidasida, Piroplasmida, Babesiidae. The coding region runs from base 1 to 270 and encodes 89 amino acids. The record is from RefSeq and is a predicted model, not a curated record. Gene Ontology annotation, cellular component: nucleus; cytoplasm.